This is a messenger RNA of Neltuma alba, 1881 nucleotides long. Its product is annotated as protein IWS1 homolog. Lineage: Eukaryota; Viridiplantae; Streptophyta; Magnoliopsida; Fabales; Fabaceae. The transcript is spliced from 10 exons. The coding region runs from base 19 to 1881 and encodes 620 amino acids. The record is from RefSeq and is a predicted model, not a curated record.
UUAAAAUGCUUGUUCCCUAUGUCAUGUGGUAAGCUUCCACGACUCUUGUAUGUGAGUAUAGUAGAUGCCCCUCAGCUUGGGCAAGUAUUUGGAUGGAAGCAGGCAGAGGGACAGAAGCUGGUCUUGGAGAAUGUGCUUCCCAAACUAAUUGCAAUAAGACUAGUAAAACUGCCAAAUCUUCAUACUAUCUGUCAAGGGAUUGAUUUUCAUACUGUUAAAAUCCGUCGUGUGCGUCAAUGUCCUGCUAUUUCUUUACCUUCAGCUUAUGAUGGUAGCAUCCAAGAAAUGGAUGAAUUACUAUCUCAAACACUGUCUAAUGAAGACUACUAUGACUACGAGGAGGAUAUUUGUGACUGGGCUUAUGAGGUUAGUGAUGAACGGGAAUCCGAGCGGGCAGAGGCAUCCGAGGUUAUUGAAGGAGACUCCAUAGUUUCACCAAAAUCACCAGAGAUCAAAGAAGAGGAAUCAUUAGAAGAAGACAUGAAAAAAGACUCAACAAUGCCCCAACAGAAUAAUGGUUCACCAAAUUUUGAAAAAAGUGAGGAAGUAUCAAAGGAAAUUGGCAUAAGAGACUCCACAACACAUAAAACAAAAAGUAAUUUUCCAAAUUUGACAGAGGAUACCAUUGCAUCAACAAGUGGAAUUGUCGAAGAAAAACUCUCAACAACUCCGUCAUCUAGUUCAGACAUGAAUCUCAAAGCAACUUUUGGAGAAGGUCCUUCAUUUGAGAAGUAUGACAAAGAAAGUUCAUCAGCUUAUUCAAAGCCGAAAACUGAAGAACCUUACACAUUAGCUCCUUCUGAAGAGUUAUGUGGAAAGGAACCAAUGGGUGAUCAACAAGCACCUGGAGAAAAUAAAACCUCUAAUGAACCUCCUCAAAGAGUUGAAGAACCUAUCAAAGAAUUUUCCUCCAAAGAAACAUCAAAUGAAAUGGUCUCUUCAAUCCCAUCUCCCAAAAAGCCUCAAAUAGCAACUUCAGCAUCUCACGUGGAAAUGGAGUCAGGGAUCUCUGCUAUUACCGAUCACACUGCCCAAGAUAAAACCACGGAGAAACCAGAGACCUCCGCUGGAAAACAAAUUAAGUUUGACCAAGGAAACCAGAAGCAAUUUGCAGAAGAUGAUCUGAUGAGAUUGUUCCGAAUAAUGGACGAAGGUGCUGAAAUGGAAGUUCACAUACCUGAUGUAUCCAAAAUUGCAGCUCUUCGAGAUGAUAACGAGUUGAAGAAGGCUCUCACUGACUUGGAAGCCUCAUUGAAGAUGAGUCUGAGUGAAAUAACUUGCUCCGAAGAGAGCAAACUUCGCCUUGAGAAUGCUCUCAACAUCUUAUCCUCCCACUGUUCUGAAGAAGGAGCUCCCUCUCAUGGCCUUCAAGCUACAAUUCACUCUCUGCAACAAGAAAUCCAGACUGUUCUAUCUUCCUCCAAGCAAGCCUAUGCCUCUAUUGACACAUUCAACGAGCUUGAACGAAAAGAGAAGCUUAUAACUGAAGAAGCUUCAAAGAGAAAGGAAGCAGCCACAACUCUUCUGUCUAAAAUUCACAAUAAAGAGAGUUCUUUGGCCGAGGCUCAGCAAAAAGAAGCAGAGUUGAAGGAGAAAAUCUCUAAGAUUCAGGCUGAAGUGUAUAGGAAGGAAAAAGAAAUCCAAGAGUGUGAGAUUGAACUGUUAUCUCUCAAAGAACAGAAGAAGAAGAGUGUUUUUGAGACAAUGGGGCUGAUAAACCAGUUCGACGCAGUGAAGAGAGAAAGGUAUCACAUGGAGGAAGAAAACAUAAAAGCAAAGCAACAACUACAAAAUAUGGAUGUUAAGUGGUCUUCUUGUCUAUCCAAUCUGAGAAAAGUCACACUGCUGCUAGGAGUUCAUCUUCAACAUAAGCUUUCAUAG